AUGAUAUUAAUACAUGCUCAGCCGCUCACCAUACAAGAUUUCAAGCCUUAUGGAAGUAUAAUAUCGCCUAAUGAAGAGGUAUUCAAGUUAGACGAAUCUGCCAAGAAUGCAAACCAGGGCACGGCAAUUAAGAUCAUGAAGGUUAGUGAGAUUCAAAACCAGUUUUCUGAAAAAGUCCCGGUUCCUAACUGGAAUAUAUUCCGCUGUUUUCCCCAGCAUCAUUUGAGAAGGACUUUCUUGGAAUCCAUUAAACGUCCGAACUGUACUGUGACGCAUGACAUUAAGGUAUUGGAAAAGCAUCCUUAUAGUUCGCAAACCUUUCUUCCAAUGGGACGCGCGGAGGACGACAUUUCAUACUUGGUGGUGGUCGCACUUCCUAAUCCGGCUUGUGAUGCACCUGACCUGUCGACAUUGAAAGCAUUUACAUGCAAGGGUAAUCAAGCCGUCACCUACGGUGCGGGAAUUUGGCACGCCCCCAUGAUUGUCCUUGGUACACCUCCCUACCUAGAUUUUGGUGUGCUAAUUAAUGAACUACUGGAUAAUGGCCAUCCCGAGAAGGACUGCGUAGAGACCUUUUACGAGGAAGGUCAACUUCAGAUCACGUUAAUUGCGGCCAACGAGACUAAGUGCCAAAAAUAA
Molecule: messenger RNA, 639 nt
Organism: Lachancea fermentati
Lineage: Eukaryota; Fungi; Ascomycota; Saccharomycetes; Saccharomycetales; Saccharomycetaceae
Source: the annotation of a GenBank genome assembly